AUGGAGAACACUUCGAGUAUCACCUUGGAUGCAUUGCCUAAUGCUACCGGCAUUGCUUUGCCAAAUGAAUCAGAGCCCUCGACGUCCAUGCAUGAUGCAGGAAUUGGUACAUCUUCCGUGAUGACCCGUUAUGCCACCCCGCCAAAUGGUGAGACACCCGCUGCUCGGAAGGCAAGAUUGCACCGGCAGAAUCAAGCCGAAUACCGUCAGCGUGUUGCUCUCAACAUCGACGAGCCACCUGUAGCCGCACCAACUACACCCAUUAUCACUGCAGCUUUCGUCGCCAACAUCAGUAACGCUAAUGUGCCUGUGACAACGGUCGUACCUCAACAUCGACGGGAGUACGAGGCAUACCGUCGACGCCAACUUAUGCUGCGAAACGGAAAUCGCACAUAUAAGGCAGGACUCGGCUACCACGACGAUAAUUGCGACGAUCCAGAAAGGCAUCUUUUGGGGCAAAAACAAGAAUGUCCGUACUGUUCAGCAAUGAAAUGGCCAGGAGAAGCUCCUUCGUUGUGUUGCAACAGUGGACAAAUUGUUCUCCCACAGUUCGAUGAACCUCCAGCGGUGCUACGAGAAUUAUUUAAUAUGCGACAAUUUAUGCAACAAAUUCGUGCAUAUAAUAAUGCGUUCGCAUUUACCUCCAUGGGUGCAUCGGUGCGUUUGAACGAUCCAGUACGUCAGGAUGAAGGAGUUGUAGCCGGUCGUGGUGUAUACAACUAUCGAAUCCAGGGCGCCCUAUGUCAUCGCAUCGGUGGUCUUGCACCACCUCCAGGACGUACACCGAUAUUUGCUCAGUUGUACUUCCACGACUCCCACUCAGUGGAACAAAGUAGUGCAACGGUUGAAGCCAGGGUUUCUUUCGCCGGAGGGCUCAAUCGGGAAAUUGUGGCCACGCUACAAAACAUCUUUAAUGAGCAUAAUCCACUUGCUGGCAUGUUUCGCCAUGCGUAUGAACGGAUGGCCCAGGAAGAAAAUUUGCAGCUGCGCAUUCACGCCCGAUUGCAAGGAGUCGAUCACCGUCGCUACAAUCGACCGACAGCGGACGAGGUUGCUGGCAUAUUCGUCAGCAGCGACAAUGCAGAACCUCGAGACAUUGUCUUAGAGAAUCGUGGCACCGGUACCUUGAUGAAAGUGUCUGAGCACUCUCAACUAUACGAUGCGAUGCAAUAUCCGCUGCUACAUCCGUACGCUGAAGUUGGUUGGAGUUUCGGAUUGCGCAAAGCACCAAGGCGGAACAACGCGGGAGCGGCAAGGAACACAAAUACCACAGGUAGUGACGGUGAAGACGACGAAGCUGGUUCUUUAUCAUGCCAGGUGAGCCCUCGCGAGUACGCGGCUUACCGUAUCAGCUACCCCGAAGGAAACCAUUCGCUAUUUCACCGUGCUGGACGUUUACUGCAGCAGUGUUGUGUCGACCAAUACUGCAAAAUGGAAGCACAACGAUUACGAUUUCAGCGUGAAAAUCAAGCGCAGCUGCGUGCUGAUGCCUAUGCCGGUAUCAUGGACCUAGCUGGUGUCGAGCACGUGGUCAACGACUUGCAGCAACCCACAGCACCAACAACGCUGGAUCGAGCAGGCACUCGAGUCAUCCUGGCACCAUCGUUCGUUGGCAGUGACCGCUACAUGCGCGCGCAAUACCAGGAUGCGAUGGCAAUCGUUCGGGCGAUGGGCAAACCGGAUCUGUUCAUCACGAUUACAUGCAAUCCGUCAUGGGUAGAAAUAACGCAGGCAUUACUACCCCGCCAACAAGCUGCGGAUCGACCGGACUUGACUACCCGUGUGUUUCGAGAAAAACUGAAGGCGAUUUUGGCAGAUCUGUCCGCAGGAGCGCUAGGGCUUCAGAUCGCUCGAAUACACGUAAUCGAGUUUCAGAAACGGGGUCUGCCACAUGCACACUGUCUGCUGAUUCUUGGAGACAGCGACAAACCGCGAUCUGCAGCGGACUAUGACAAAGUGGGUUCAGCAGAAAUACCAGAUCCGGUUAAUGCAGAACUGCAUGAAACGGUCCGGAAAUGCAUGAUGCAUGGCCCGUGUGGACCAUCACAUCCUCAGGCACCCUGCAUGAAGGAUGGUGUCUGUUCGAAACACUUCCCGAAAGCAUUCUGCGAACACACACGACGUGAGGAAAAUGGUUAUCCGCUGUACCGUCGCCGUAACAACGGGCGUACCGUGAAGCUCGAUGCUCGGCGUAACCAUGGCGUUGAGCUAGAUAACCGCUACGUUGUCCCCUACAAUCCGUGGCUGGUUAGUAAAUACAACUGCCAUAUCAAUGUUGAGGUGUGCACGACGGUGACCAGCGUGAAAUAUUUGUACAAAUAUGUCUACAAAGGACACGACCGUGUGGCGGUCUCACCGGAUGGGAAGGUGGACGAAAUUCAGCGGUACAUCGAUGCACGGUACAUUUCUGCGUCUGGGAGUUGCUGGCGGAUUAUGCGCUUCGAGUUACGGGCCAAGUCCGAUACAGUCGUACAGCUGCCAAUCCAUCUCGAGAAUCACCAACGCGUCACGUUCAAUGCACAAGAUACGGUCGAGGAUGUGCUCAACCGAGGACACCACACAAUGCUCACGCGGUUCUUCGAGCUGGCGGCCCACGACGAUUAUGCCAGGACGCUUACUUACCAGGAUCUCCCGCUUUACUACCGAUACGCAGUACCGCAGGCAGCACAACGACUUCCUUGGCAGCGUGGUUCAGGCAAACACUGGAUACGCCGUGUACGUAGUGGUGCAAGCGUGAUCGGUCGAAUGGUUUCUUGCUCGAUGGCGCUGAUCGAGCGGUACUGUAUGCGCCUACUGCUGUACUACCGCAAAGGACCAACGUCGUUCCAGGAUUUGCGCACCAUCGAUGGAACAGUUUGUAGUACCUACUGUGGUAUAGUAGCUACUAGGUAUAAGGCGGCUACACUUGCUGGACUGCUUCAGGAUGACUACGAGUGGGACAGAACGAUGCAAGACGCCGUUUCGUUUCAGAUGCCUGCCCAACUGCGCCACCUCUUCGCGCUCAUCCUGUCGGAAGGAUUCGUGCAGAACACGCGACGCCUGUGGGAUACGUAUGCGGAUCAUCUGUGCGAAGAUUUUCGUCGGAGCCAUCGGACACGGUAUACAGCGGAAGACUCCGAGCAAAACCGGAUCCUUCGUGACGUUGAGCAUCUGCGAGCUUUGCAGAUUAUAGAUCGGUAUCUGAGGGGCACUACACCGUCCAAAGAUCUGUUCAGUUUCCCGGACAUGCCGCAGCUGAACGAGUUUGUCCACGUUAGAGACCAGGUGAUGGCGAAAACGAACGUCAAUGCGCUGAUCGAUGCGGAGCGAUCCUACAGCAUAGAUGAUCUUGAGGAAACGCUCUCGACAGUGCAUAUGUUAAAUGCGGAACAGCGAGUUGUGUACGACACCAUCACAGCCGCGGUUGACAAUGCUUCCGAGAGCGACAACAACUUCUUUUUCCUGGAUGGACCCGGAUGUACCGGAAAGUCGUACCUGUUGGAAAAGAUCUUGGCAUAUACGCGUCGACAGUCUAAAAUUGCACUAGCAACUGCUUCGAGUGGCAUCGCAGCGUUGUUAUUGACCGGAGGGAAAACGAUCCAUUCCAUGUUUAAACUGCCGUUAACACUCGAUGACCGUUCCCAAUGUGCUAUCACCAUACAAUCAAAGUUGGCAGAUCUAAUCCGGCAGGCAUCCUUGAUAGUCUGGGAUGAAGCGUCCAUGGGUAGCCGUUAUGCUCUGGAGGCCAUCGAUCGGGCGUUGCAGGACGUAGUGGGGGUCCAGCGACCGUUCGGGGCGAAGGUGAUGCAGCUUUGCGGAGACUUUCGGCAAAUUCUCCCAAUUGUGCCAAAGGGAACCGAUGCCCAGAUCAUUAGCCAGUGCCUGAAGAAGAGCCCUUUGUGGGAGCACUGUCAGAAGUUGAGUUUGCGGGUUAAUAUGCGGGUUCAAAGAGCACCUAACUCGCAUCUAGCCGCCGAGCUGCAGGAAUUUGCCGAGUUUCUUUUGAGCAUCGGUGAGGGGCGGCAUCCAACGUUUGCUGGGUUGGACCCUACCUUCGCAAAAGUUCCCCUCGACAUGAUGCUCAAUUCUUCGACCAACCAGGGAGCUGACGUGCGAGAGCUCAUUGACAAAAUUUACCAUGAAAUCGAGCGAUGGUACAAAGAUCCCAAUUUUUUCACCGAUCGCGAAAUUCUUUCUCCACUGAAUGUUGAUGUGACUGCCAUCAACAAUGCUGUGAAAUUGCCUGAAGUAGACCAAGAGUAUCUGUCGGUCGAUACAUUGGUAAACCCUGAAGAGCACGAACAUCUGCAGUUGCCUCCCGAAUAUCUCAAUUCGCUUAACAUCAGCGGCAUCCCACUGCAUAGCCUUAAACUCAAGCAAUUUGCACCGGUGCAACUUCUUCGGAACCUACACACCGAACGUGGGUUGUGUAACGGGACGCGAUUGCAGAUAGUUGCACUAAGGCGAAACUGCAUCCAUGCGCGGAUAUUAACGGGUAAACGGCGUGGGGACGACGUGCUAUUGCCACGCAUUUACUGCGAUAGCAACGAUGCCGGACUUCCGUUCCAAAUUCGACGUAAACAGUUUCCAGUUCAGGUGUGUUUUGCGAUGACGAUCAACAAAUCGCAAGGGCAGUCUCUGCACGAUCUGGGACUGUAUUUGCCAACCGAUGUUUUCGCACAUGGACAACUCUACGUGGCACUAUCGAGAGUUACUUCACGUGAAAAUGUGGCGAUUUUGAUCCAGCACCCUGAGCGCGUCGAUGAAGAAGGCGUCGCGGCCAAAAAUAUCGUUUACAGAGAGAUCAUUGCUAAUUGA
Messenger RNA from Anopheles coustani, 4797 nucleotides. RefSeq lists its product as uncharacterized. The record is from RefSeq and is a predicted model, not a curated record. Gene Ontology annotation, biological process: telomere maintenance; DNA repair. Gene Ontology annotation, molecular function: DNA helicase activity. The transcript is spliced from 3 exons. Lineage: Eukaryota; Metazoa; Arthropoda; Insecta; Diptera; Culicidae. Bases 1 to 4797 code for a protein of 1598 amino acids.